AUGAUCGGAAAAGUUGUGGUCUCGGUGGCCUCCAUCCUCUUAGUGGUGGGAGUAGCCAUUGGAGUCGUUGCCUUCAUUAACAAAAAUGGCGACGCUAAUCUGUCUCCUCAGAUGAAAGCCGUCCAAGGAAUUUGCCAGGCAACCGCCGACAAAGCCUCAUGUGUCAAAACUCUAGAGCCGGUCAAGAGCGAUGACCCAAACAAACUGAUCAAGGCCUUCAUGCUCGCUGUACAAGAUUCCAUAACCAAAUCAUCAAACUUCACGGGUAAAACCGAAGGAAACUUGGGCUCGGGCAUCUCGCCAAACAACAAAGCCGUUCUUGACUACUGCAAGAAAGUUUUCAUGUACGCGCUUGAGGAUCUCAGUACCAUUGUCGAGGAAAUGGGCGAGGAUCUUAACCAGAUCGGUAGCAAACUCGACCAGCUUAAACAAUGGUUGACCGGUGUUUACAACUACCAAACCGACUGUCUUGACGAUAUCCAAGAAGAUGAUUUAAGAAAGACUAUUGGAGAAGGUAUUUCAAGCUCCAAGAUUCUUACUAGCAACGCUAUUGACAUCUUCCACACCGUCGUUAGCGCCAUGGCUAAGAUCAACAUGAAGGUCGAUGACUUCAAGAACAUGACCAGCGGAAUCUUCUCUCCUAAAGGAGACAACAAAGGAACCCCUCCCGUCGCUGAUGACUCUCCCGUCGCCGACCCUGACGGUCCUGCUCGUCGUCUUCUCGAAGACAUUGAUGAGUCCGGUACCCCAACAUGGGUUUCUGGUUCUGACAGGAAGCUGAUGGCAGCUGCCGGACGUGGCCAAGGAGGCGGUGCCGGUGCUAGAAUCAAAGCGACCUUCGUCGUUGCUAAGGACGGAAGCGGACAGUUUAAGUCUGUUCAACAAGCCGUUAAUGCUUGCCCCGACAAAAACCCCGGACGUUGCAUCAUCCACAUCAAGGCUGGUGUCUACAACGAGCAAGUUAUUAUCCCCAAGAAGAAGAACAACAUCUUCCUCUUCGGAGAUGGUGCAAGAAGGACCGUCAUUACUUACAACAGAAGUGUUGCACUCUCCCCUGGAACCACCACUUCUCUCAGUGGCACCGUCCAGGUUGAGUCCGAAGGAUUCAUGGCCAAAUGGAUCGGAUUCAAGAACACAGCCGGUCCAAUGGGACACCAAGCCGUGGCUAUCAGAGUCAACGGAGACCGUGCUGUGGUCUUCAACUGCAGAUUCGACGGUUACCAAGACACUCUAUACGUCAACAACGGACGUCAAUUCUACAGAAACUGCGUCGUCUCAGGAACCGUCGACUUCAUCUUCGGCAAAUCCGCAACCGUUAUCCAGAACUCCCUCAUCGUUGUCCGUAAAGGAAACAAGGGACAAUUCAACACCAUCACAGCCGACGGAAACGAAAAGGGUCUAGCCAUGAGAAUCGGUAUCGUCCUCCAGAACUGCCGUAUCGUUCCCGACAAGAAGCUAGCAGCCGAGAGACUGACCGUUGCUUCAUACUUGGGAAGGCCGUGGAAGCAGUACUCGACCACCGUGCUCAUCAACUCCGAGAUCGGAGAUUUGAUCAGGCCAGAAGGAUGGAAGAUCUGGGAUGGGGAGAGUUUCCACAAGACGUGUAGGUACGUUGAGUACGGUAACCGUGGACCAGGAGCUAUCACUAACAGGAGAGUUCCAUGGGCUAAGAUCGCCAGGUCUGCGGGUGAGGUCAAUCAGUUCACCGUCGCUAACUGGUUAGGUCCGAUUAACUGGAUUCAGGAAGCUAACGUGCCUGUCACGCUUGGACUAUAA
Molecule: messenger RNA, 1776 nt
Organism: Microthlaspi erraticum
Lineage: Eukaryota; Viridiplantae; Streptophyta; Magnoliopsida; Brassicales; Brassicaceae
Source: the annotation of a GenBank genome assembly